AUGCAUUUGGCUUGUCAAAAAAAUUCGGAAACACCAAAACUCAGUGGUAAUGGCAGAUUAGGAUCUUUUCUGCCAUUACCACUGAAUUUUGAUGUUGCCAAAUUUUUUUGACAAGCCAAAUGCAUCAUCGCAAAAGAACAAUUUUUUUUAUUGCAUUUGGCUUGCCCAAAAAAAUUUUUGGAAACACCAAAACUCAGUGGUAAUGGCAGAUUAGGAUCUUUUGUCAAAAUUUUUUUUGGCAGACCAAGAAUGGCUCCUUAG
Blepharisma stoltei is the source of this 261-nucleotide messenger RNA. The record is from the annotation of a GenBank genome assembly. NCBI's taxonomy places the organism in Eukaryota, Ciliophora, Heterotrichea, Heterotrichida, Blepharismidae.